AUGGGAUUGGGAAUGGAGACGUCGAAUGACAAUUGCUUAUGUAGUUUGUCUUGUUGCCUAUUGGUUAAUACUUCGAAGGAGGCCUCAAAGGAGACAAAUUGCAUUGGGGCAAUUGAUGGAACGCACAUUCGGGCAAAAGUUCCUAUUGAAGAUGCACCAAGAUAUCGUGGUAGAAAGGACUACCCAACACAAAAUGUGCUAGCGGCAUGUACAUUUGAUUUAAAAUUUACAUAUGUUUUGCCUGGAUGGGAAGGAACUGCGUCAGACUCAAGAAUUUUAAAAAAUGCAUUAAGUAGACGAGAUAAGCUAAAAGUCCCCCAAGGCAAAUAUUACCUUGUUGAUGCUGGAUUCAUGUUGAGGAGCACGCUUCUUGCACCUUAUAGAGGAGUUCGUUAUCACUUAAAAGAGUAUUCAAGAAAUCCACCACAAAAUGCUAAAGAGUUAUUCAACCUUCAACAUGCAUCGUUACGCAAUGCGAUUGAAAGAGCAUUUGGAGUCUUGAAGAAAAGAUUUCCUAUAAUAGCAAGCUCAAAUGAACCAUCUUAUGGAGUUCCAACCCAGAAAAAAAUAAUUUUAGCAUGUUGCAUUUUGCACAAUUACUUGAUUGGUGCAGAUCCGGAUGAUAGAAUUCUUCGUGAGGUGGAUGAAGAAAUUUUAAACAAUCCUGAACCCCAUGAACAGCUUGGUGUGCAAAGAGAGAGAAAUAAUGAUGAUGUUGCCCAAGGAGAGAUUUUAAGAAACUUAAUAGCAACUGAUAUGUGGAGGGAUUAUACAUCCAAUCCAACUUGAUGUU
Molecule: messenger RNA, 793 nt
Organism: Quercus lobata
Lineage: Eukaryota; Viridiplantae; Streptophyta; Magnoliopsida; Fagales; Fagaceae
Product: putative nuclease HARBI1
Exons: 3
Coding region: 1-789 (262 amino acids)
Source: RefSeq, a predicted model, not a curated record